This is a messenger RNA of Trichobilharzia regenti, 6489 nucleotides long. NCBI's taxonomy places the organism in Eukaryota, Metazoa, Platyhelminthes, Trematoda, Strigeidida, Schistosomatidae. The record is from the annotation of a GenBank genome assembly.
AUGUUUGCAGAAGUCAAUUGGCUAGCUGAGGACUUCAAACGGGAACGUCAAUGGAAAAGGGUCUCUGCUAAGAAGCUCGCACUGACUGCCCUAAAGUCCUACCGAGACAAAACUGAGAGAGCUUCGAGGAUAGAAAAAGAGGAAGUUAUUCGUGUACGCAAGAUGUGCGCAUUUAUUGCAAGAAUGGUUCGCGAUUGGUGGCGUCAAAUGGAUAAGAUUGUUCAAGCGAAGCAGCAAGUACGACUAACAGCUAAACGUCAGCAAGCUAUUAGUUCGCAUCUUGGCCAAGUGCUUGAAACCACCGAAGAAUAUACUCGUUGGUUAACUGAAGGGAUAACUAAUUCCAAAUCCACACAGAAUGCUAACAGUAUAAACUCUAUCUCUGAUAGUCAGAAAGAAAAUGUUUCAGUUACCAAAGAGAAUGAUCCAAAACCAGAUUCUCAGCAACCAGAUUUAUCCGACGAGGAAUUCGUUGCAGAUGAAAAAGCAUUUGAAGAAGCUGAAGAUGACGAAGAAACUAUAGAGCAAGAGGAAAAAAUAGCUAUGCAGGGACGUCAUGUCUCUGGGAUGUCUCCAACGGUUGAACUUGCCCAAUUGGAGGCUGAAGCUAAUUGUCCUUUAGAAGAUCUUUUGCCUCCCGGGUACCUUGAAUUCAUUGAAUCAUGUUCUGCUAAUAAAGAGUGUCUUUCAGACAAUGAAUCCAAAGAUAAUAAAGAAGCAACAGAAGAAGAAAGUGAAGGAGCCAACAAUAAAUAUGAGGUAACCUCAUGCUCCAGUGAAACGGUUAAUAACUGUCAGCUUUCAGAGGAAAAUAAAGAGAUUAAGAAUGAGGUUAAUACCUGCGUUUCGGAAACAAGUUUACCAGUCGAAGAAACGGGAGAUAUUACUCCUCAACAUAAAAAUGAGCUUGAUGAUGAAGAAUACUCUAGCGCAUCAGACGUGGAAUCAAACACACAGUCCGUAUCAUCUGAGAGCGAUGAGAGCAGCGAUGAUGAAACGGAACAAGAAAAUUCAGAUGCUAAAGAAUGUUCUUCGUUGAAAAGUGAUUCUGAACUAUCUCUAAGAGAACUCGUGGAUAAUGAGGCAAAUGAUAAAGUGGAAAAAACUACAAACGAUGUUAAUGUGGAUGUUACUGGCAGUAACACUGUAGAGACAGAGCAAUCAUCUUGUCAGACAUUCCCUGGUGGAGAAAAUAUCGAGUCUAUCACGAACGAAGCUAUGAAUGCCUCGUCAGGAGCAGGUUUGACAACUAUAUCCUCCCCAUUCCUUCUCUCUGGAGGCACCCUUAGAGAAUAUCAAACAGUUGGUUUAUCGUGGCUGGUUGCUAUUUAUGAUAAGCGCCUGAACGGAAUUCUCGCAGAUGAAAUGGGUCUAGGUAAAACUAUCCAAACAAUUUCACUACUGGCGUAUCUUGCCUGCGAAAGAGGUGUAUGGGGUCCACAUUUAAUAGUCGUUCCAACAAGUGUUAUCCUUAAUUGGGAAGUGGAGAUCAAACGAUGGUGUCCAGCUUUCAAAAUACUGACCUACUAUGGUAGCAUAAAAGAAAGAAAGCAUAAAAGAACGGGUUGGACUAAAACAAACGCAUUUCAUAUUUGUAUAACAUCUUACAGUUUGGCAAUCCAGGAUGCAGGCGUUUUCAAGCGUAAGAAGUGGAAAUAUCUCAUAUUAGACGAGGCUCAAAAUAUUAAAAACUUCAAGUCUCAACGGUGGCAAACUCUGCUUACCUUUAACAGUCAGCGACGUUUACUUCUUACUGGUACCCCACUACAAAAUUCACUGAUGGAACUUUGGUCUCUAAUGCAUUUUCUGAUGCCAAAUAUUUUCCAGUCACAUCGGGAUUUCCAAGAGUGGUUCGCUUCACCUAUCACAGGAAUGAUCGAAGGAAAUACUGAUCAUAAUGAUCUACUUGUUCAAAGGUUGCAUAAAGUACUGCGUCCCUUUUUACUACGGCGUCUUAAAGCUGAUGUUGAACGUCAACUUCCCAAGAAGUAUGAACACGUUAUCAUGUGCAGACUAUCACGAAGACAACGUUUUUUAUACGAUGAUUUUAUGUCUCUUGGCAGUACUCAAGAAACACUUAAGUCGGGUCAAUUCCUCUCAGUUAUGAAUAUACUUAUGCAACUGCGUAAAGUUUGCAACCAUCCAAAUCUGUUUGAAACCAGACCAAUUAUAUCACCCUUUCGAGUUGCCGAUUCAUAUGUUACCUAUUCUCUACCAAGAUUACUAGUUUCUAUAAGUCAUCCUUUCUUGGUGUUUGCUCCAAGUUCGAAUGGUGGUCAAAGUGUGAUUGGGUCUGCCUCUGCUUUUACUGAACCUGAUCUAGACUGGUUGGAUGUUGCAGGAUCAGUUGCUCGCCUUUUAGGACAAACAAUGAAUUUAAUCGAAAUGGCCCGGGAUUUACCCGGGUUUGCUGCCAAUCGCUGUCAUCAGUUAUGUGCGAAGAAGGAGUUGAUUACUGUUAUUGACUCAAAUGACGUAGUAGAUGAUGUUAUAUCUCAACGUGUAAAAUAUAACUCAUUGAAAAAGUCACAUAAAUCUUUUGAUGUAUCUACAAAUAAAUCGCCGCUAUUUGAUUUAAAUUCUAUGGACCCUGAUUGCGGUGACGAACAAUAUCGUGGUCACUCAUCAACGGUUCCACGUGCACCUACUAAGAUCCAAGUUAACGAACAAUAUCCUGGCCACCCAUCAGCGGUUCCACGUGCACCUACUAUGAUUCAAGCUGACUUUCCAAAGAAUCCAUGGGAUAAUGGCAUGCCAAAAUCUUGUCUACGUCAUCGUUUUGUUGAAAGACAAAAUAGAUUGCUUUUAAUGAGUCGAAUUAAUGAACGUCGUUGUGACAUGUUAUUCACUUCACAGUCAAAUGAUGUUGGAAAUUAUUGGGAUCAUGGAACUCAUAUAGGACCAGAUGUUGUUUUUCACAUCACUCGUUUACUGCGCGAAAAACCUCUUGAAUAUAGUAUUAAACGUUUUCGGACAUAUCCAGGUCUUAUAAGUGGUACAACCAAUUGUUAUGAGAGCUUGUAUACAUGGCCGAGUCGAAAUUGUUCAUUUGUUAGUGAUGAUGUUUCAAGAGUUGAUGAAGCGUCUUGUUUUGAAAUGACUUCCAGAUUAAUAGUUCCAAUAUCCUCAAAAUCCACUCAUUCUGAAGGAGCACUUAUGUCUUACGUAUCCAAGCCUCUUCGAAAAAUGCUGCACAGUCCUUAUGAUUAUUUGAAUGAUCUGCAUGAAAUUCUGAAAAGGUUCGUUUUUGUAGUGCCUGCUGUUAUAUCAUCGGGUUUUAUGCUACAAGUGUCCAGUCAUGCUUUGGAACACCAAGUUGUAAAUCAAGAAAGUCGUAUUCGAGAUAUGUUGUUAAACUCAGGAUGUUUACCCUCCUCAUGUUUCCCAGUGAAUUCACUUGAAUAUCAAAAAUCUGCCGACCGUUUACCACCUCUCAGUCCUCAAAUUUGGUUGAUGCCAUCAAAAUUGCAUCAGUUAGUCAUGUCCUGUCGUAUUCAAUUCCCUGAUCCACGAUUGAUUCAGUACGAUUGUGGAAAACUGCAACGGUUAAGUGGCAUGUUACGUGAACUUAAGUCCGGCAAUCAUCGUGUCCUUAUUUUUACUCAGAUGGCAAGAAUGUUGGAUAUUCUAGAGCAGUUUCUAGCUUAUCAUGGUCAUCGUUAUUUACGUUUGGAUGGUACAACAAAAGUUGAACAGCGUCAAGUUUUAAUGGAGCGCUUUAACCAGGAUCCUCAAAUUUUUGUUUUCAUCUUGUCAACUCGUUCUGGUGGUUUAGGUAUAAACCUAACAGGGGCUGACACAGUUAUAUUUUACGAUUCAGAUUGGAAUCCAACAAUGGAUGCUCAAGCACAAGACAGGUGUCACCGUAUCGGACAAACUCGUGAUGUACAUAUUUACCGUCUGAUAAGUGAAAGAACAGUUGAAGAAAAUAUCCUGCGCAAGGCCAAUCAGAAACGAUUCCUUAGCGACGUAGCAAUUGAAGGCGGCAAGUUUACCACAGCUUUCUUCAAGCAAAAUACAAUAACGGAAUUGUUUGCUGAACCAUCAGGACUUCAGGACUUGGAAAAAGCAAAGGACUGUGUUACUACAGAAACAUCGGCUUCAAUGGUUGUCGAUUCUGAAGUUUCAUCACAAUCUGAUCCUGGAGUUACAACUACUCGUAGUGGGAGACAAGUGCGUCCACCGAGUAGUGUAUCCACACUUUCACAAGAUGUCAGUAUUACCAAUGAUUCCAUAGAACCUGCAUUGAAUACUGAAGCUCAGUUGGAGGCACUACUCGAUGCAUGUGAAGAAGAAAGUGACCGUAUCGCUGCUAAACGUGCUUUAGAUGAAGCUAAAGCGGAUUUGGCUGAAUUCGAUGAGAAGUUACCAUGUGCCACCAGUGACGCGGACCCUGAAAAUUCUGGUCCAGGUGAUAGUUCAAGUAUUCCACUGGUGGAUGAAAUAGAUCCCCUCUCUCGUCUACGCAUCAAUCGCCAGCGCCUUGAAGAAGGACAGUCAAAUAGUAAUACAGCAGAGACCAUUGAGGAAAUUGUUGAGCGUGAGCUAGUCGGAUUUGAAUCUCAGUUAAAGCCGGUUGAACGAUUUGGAGUUCGACAAGUUGAAGAACAGAGAGAACAAAUGCUAAAUGAAGAGUUGGACAUGGCUGAUGCAGAACGAAUGGAAUCUGAAAGACUUUGGCGACUAGAAAAGUUAAAGGCUUUACAUGAAGCAGAUGAAGAACGAGCAGAAUUAGAAGAGGAUGAUAUGUUUUACUGUUGUGGGAAAUACGACCCUUCAAGUCAACUUGCAGAACUUGAACGUUUGGAAAGAAUCCGAAUGGAGGAAGCUAGUGAAAUAGAUACUUCACUUGGAAUUUUAGAUUCUGGACAGAUAUUUGCAAGUGGACGUUCGAAAUACUCUGGAAAGCGAACUUACGAUUCAAGUAAAGCAUUGCACAAAGUCACAAAAUCACACACAAAUAAUUCAAUUAAUUCAGAAUCAAGGAAAUUAUCCAAGAUCUCUAACAUGCAUAAGCGACCAAGAUUCGAAGAGAAAAAGCAGUCAACAAAUGUUAAAAUGGUUUGUGAAAAUCAAGAUGGAUCAGACACAAGUAAUCACUUUGUUAAAGGAAACAAGUCUAAGAUACAUCUGCCACACGAUGAUAUGACCACAAAGAACAAAACUGGAAUGGACGAGUUUGUGGAAAGAAUGCAUUUCCCCCCUGUGGUCGUCAAUAAAAGACUUCAGAGCUCGAAUGUUCUUCAGGAUACCAAUCAUAAUGCUAAAUCCAAUAUGUGGAAUAAAGGAAGUGUCUCCUCACAUGAUGUAGGAAAAGAAUAUCAACCGUAUUAUGCACACCAACCAGAUGGUGAGAGCGAGCAGUACUCUGGGUCUUGUGGGUCAGAGCAGACAAUGACAGACGAUGUUUGGCAUCCUUCCCGACAGGGUCUGGGAUGUACAAUGUCUCAUAAGCGAAGAGAUAGUUUCAAUGUCGAUUUUGGUGUUCCAAAUAAAGCCUUCCGUUUCGAUACAAGGAAUUCCGAUAUUUCUGACAACCACUGCAACCCAGAAAAUGUUGUACAUGAAGAAAUUGUGGAGACUGACAGUUUUGAUGAGUUACCCAUUCCCAAAACAUCAUGUACAACAGGGAGUAGUGGGUCAGCUACUACUACUAAUUCGUUUGUACAUAACAAUUACCAAACCCCACCCGAGAUACCUUUUCGUUUGGUAGAACCAACUUCCCCAUCUCUUCGACUUCCCCCAGAGCCUACAUAUCGUAUUCGAACUUUUCCUGAAGGAAAUCAUUUAACAUUCACACCGAGACAAUUGUUUGUCCCAACGGGUCAACCUGUAUUCGUGAUCACACGCCAAAUAAAAAUGCCCUCAGGUGAGGUAUAUCAACAACAGUUCACUCAUCCACUUGUACCACCACCGCAGUUUGAGCGCAUAGUAUCUCAGUUGCACAAGCCCUCUGGUAGUAUUCCCCAAACCCCCAAGUUAUAUGAAGCACGUCAAAUUCGACCUCGAUUAACAGCUCAAUCCACAAUAAUAUGUCGGUCGUCUUUGUUGAACGACUCGACUCCCGUCCACCCUACAGAAACAGUACUAUUGAAAACAGCUACUAAAAUCCCAAGCACAUUGAAUGCAUCACCCAAUGUAGGGUUGCAAAAUACGGCAAAUGCAAAGCAAUUUACUCAACUUCCUAGAUCACCAGCCAAUGGUAUAAGAUGUGGGACAAGCAUCCCUGUGAUAAGAAUGAUUAACUGUACCACAAACAAGACAACUCCUGUUACACGUUUGACUACUCCAGAAAAUAAUUUUGUAAACAAUGAUAUCGUUCAUUCACCCAGCACUCAACCUUCAAUACACACUUCACCUAAUGCUAUUCGGAUUGGGGACGCUGUGCGACUGAUUCCCAAUCACGUCCCCAGUGCCAAAGCUCCGAUCAUUAAGUUGCAACGCGUAGCGUCCAAUCUGACGUAUCCUAAAACUACGAUCUCUCACUAA